This is a messenger RNA of Tigriopus californicus, 782 nucleotides long. RefSeq names its product protein Asterix-like. The coding region runs from base 242 to 703 and encodes 153 amino acids. Gene Ontology annotation, cellular component: cytosol; endoplasmic reticulum membrane. The record is from RefSeq and is a predicted model, not a curated record. The transcript has 2 exons. Lineage: Eukaryota; Metazoa; Arthropoda; Copepoda; Harpacticoida; Harpacticidae. Gene Ontology annotation, biological process: protein insertion into ER membrane. Gene Ontology annotation, molecular function: protein folding chaperone; mRNA binding.
CUCGGUCAGCUAGCAAAAGGAGCAAGACUCGAGAAAAUCCUCUUUUAGAAGACUCGUCAGAAGAAGAUUGAGCAAGAUUGUGGUUCCCAUACUCUCCAACCCGCCCGAGCCUCAUCAUGAAUAACUCCAACGAUCCUCGGCGACCCGAAAAGAUCGUGCGGUGAAAUUUCAUCUCAAAGCUGCUCUCAUGGCUUGUGCCACGCCCUCCGUUUGAUUGGGCUUCGGGGUGCCAAUCCCCGCCAUGAGCUCGUCGAGCCGGAAGAUUUGGAUCGGAAAUAUCGAUGUGAAAGCGACCGAGUAUCAGCUUCUCAAGCUGGUCGAGCCCUUUGGGGCCAUAGAACAUUUUGAUUUUGUCUAUUCGCUCAAUGCCCAGGGGCAGAGGGUGCCCCGAGGCUUCGCUUUCGUCACCUUUGAACAAGCCAUCUCGGCUGUCAAGGCCAUUCGCCAACUGGACAGCUUGAAGGUCUUGUCACGCCAUCUGCGCGUCAAACCCGCCACUUCCAAUGCCGAUCCCGCCCUUAAAGACCUCAAGCGACCACGACCCGGCCCAUCUUGUACGGCUUCUUCGUCGGCUUCCUUGAGCCUGGGCGAGAAACAAGCCAAAAUUAGGGCCAUGGAGGCCAAGCUAAAGGCACUUCAGACCAAUGAUCUUGAAUUUAAAGUGGUGACCCCAACCACCCACAAGUCGUCCAAGUCAUCGUGACCCUUAGCCAGGUCUCUGCUGAUCGAUCUCAAUCUUUGUCAAACCAGUCGUGAAAUAAGUAUGCAAUUAUGUGUAUGUA